CCAAGAAUUAUGGGUAAAGAGUGGUCAUGGGGUGGUCGUUCCACGAACAUAAGGAGAGCAGAGAAGGACACCUCUGGUUGUAUGAGUGGUGUACUUCAGCUACUCUUUGAUUUUCAUCAGUUUCAGUUUCCUUUACACCAACCUAGCUUCAAGAACCCCAACUCCUUUCUUCCCGAAGAACCCACAAUCCUCAAAGGUUUAGAAGCACCGAGGAAUAGCUUGGAAUCAGAGGAGGGUCUUUGCAUGGGAACUGUGCCCUUGUCUUCAAUCACGAAGGAAGGCCACUUGAAUCUUCCAAUGGCAAUUCGAGUAGGGACAAAGAUUGAUAAUGGAAGAAGAUCAGGAGAGACAAAAGAUUUCAUGGAGGAAAUAUCUUCAGAGACCAGCACUUCACCUGUGACCAAAACCCCAAAUCUCGUAGCUCGUCUCAUGGGUCUUGAUCUCCUGCCUGAGAGUUCCUCUCUUUCUUCCUCCUCAUCUUCCUCCACUUCUUCAAAGCCUCACCAAGACCACAAUUUUCAAGAGAAACUUGCCUGUGAAGCAGUGAAGAGAGAUCUUCGAUCCCGGCGAACUGUCCACAGUAGAAGCAACGGUAACAUGAAUUUCAUAGAGAAUGAAGUGAGGUACGAGAUGACGGGGAGCCGUUCUUUACCAGAGACUCCACGAAUCUCUUCGGCUAGAAGAUCAUCAGAUACGGAUCCCAGGCUCUCUCUUCAGAUCAACAAAGAGAACCUGAUGAUUCCACCUGAAGAAUUUACUUCCAGAAACUCUUUUUCUUGUUCUCCUUAUUCCACGAAGUUGAGGAGGAAAGAGUUGAGGCAAGAAGACGAGAACCGAAACCCGAGCUACUAUGCUCGACAAAUCGUCAAACAGGUGAAAGACAGCAUUGGAAGAAGAAAAAUGGGUAUGGACAUUACAAACACCACCAGAAAUAGAGCGAGCGAAGGUGAUAGUCCCACGAUCAAGCCCCAGAAAACAAGACUUCUAAGUCAUACAAAAAAGGGAGAUGAAUCGAGCCCAGGCAAGCACUCGGAACCAUCACGCUCUCCACGGCUCAGGUUCUUGGAGCAGGAGAAUAAACGGGUCACGGCGACAUCAACCAGUCAUGAUCAAUGCUCACAUGGUCUAAAACGUUCCUCACAACCAUCAUUAUCGCCAAAAGUUCAUAGGAAACCAAAAGCGCAACAAGCAACGACGAAAUGCAAGAAAGGUAGAAGCAGCAGCGAGCGAUUCACUCAACGUCUCACAAAGCCUCCUCAAAUUUCGGAGACAGUUAGAAACAUGAGAGAUGAAUCAUUUGUCCGUGCAACCACAGCAAUAAAAGCUAAUCUCUCAGACAAAAAUUCAAAGAAAACCCCAUUGUCUAGCAACCUUUCUGUUCAAAAACUGGAAGCCCAAGGUUCAAAAGGGCGCACACAGUUAUCUAGUUGUUUGAGCCAGAAGUACAACAGACAAGAAGGGACGGAGACGCUCGCUGACCAAGACGACAACAAGGGCAUCAGUAACCGCAGCAACAGCAGCAGCAAGAACGGUGGUAGUGCAGAAUUCCGGUACGUAAAUGGGAUAUUAAGAAGUACAGGAAUCUACAGGGAUGCGUUUGUUUCUAUCACGAGAUGGUUCUCUCCGUAUCACAUUCUCAAUCCAUUAAUCUUCCACUACCUCGAACAUUCCUUCCCUUACUCCAAAAUAGAUUAUAUUGACGAUGACGAAGGAGGAGAAGAAGAAGAAGAAGAAGUUGAUCUGGGUACGAUAAGGCACCGUUGUAACAGAAAGCUGUUAUUCCAAUUAGUAGACGAGAUUCUGGUGGAUCUGGUGAGGCCGUAUCUGAAGAUGAAACCAUGGCUUCGCUCCAGCUCUGGUGGGUUAUUCCCAGUGGGCAUCAGCAAGGACACACAGAUGACGGGUGUGCAGCUUUUGGAACGCCUGUGGUCGUGCAUCCAGAGUUUCCCAGCCGCCAACUGCCAGAUCCUCCAAGACAUUGAUGCCCUGGUAGAGAAGGACAUACCAGAUGCUAGCAUGCGUUCGGUGCUCUCUUACUCUGAGGAAGGCGAAUCGAUCGUCUUUGAGAUCGAACGUUAUAUUCUCGACUCACUCCUUCACGAGAUUGCUGCCGCUUUCGUCUUCGUCGAGCAGAGAAAAAGAAGAAAGAGAGAAAAGCUGAAGAGUUGGAAUGGCUGA
Molecule: messenger RNA, 2178 nt
Organism: Telopea speciosissima
Lineage: Eukaryota; Viridiplantae; Streptophyta; Magnoliopsida; Proteales; Proteaceae
Exons: 4
Coding region: 10-2178 (722 amino acids)
Source: RefSeq, a predicted model, not a curated record